Messenger RNA from Lactuca virosa, 3282 nucleotides. Lineage: Eukaryota; Viridiplantae; Streptophyta; Magnoliopsida; Asterales; Asteraceae. The record is from the annotation of a GenBank genome assembly.
AUGACCUGGGCCAAACUAAGUCAAGAAACGCGUCCGGUCGUGCACCCGGACUUUCAUCGACAGAGCCGCACCUGAGGGCUGAGGCGGGAACUUUAGCCCGGGCCCACUGCUCUGACAGCGUACUACCCUUUUUCUACGAUAGAGCAACGCACCACUCGGAUUUCACGGUAUUUUCCUUCCGAUUUCACAGAGCGAGGAUUGCGCAGACUGCCGAGGGUUUUUUUUAUUGGCGAUGGUGGUACCAUCGACUUCUUCAGCUUUUGAGUCAUCUUCGUCUUCUUCGUCUUCGUCUAUGGAGAAUUUCAGUAAUCUUCCUAUCAUGUCGCUCCGGAGCAAAAUUGUCGAGAAGAUAAUGGAGAAUCGCGUCACUCUGAUCGUCGGUGAAACCGGCUGCGGGAAGAGCUCGCAAGUUCCUCAGUUUUUACUAGAAGCAAAUAUUGAGCCGAUAAUAUGUACACAACCAAGGAGAUUCGCUGUGGUGGCAGUUGCUAAAAUGGUGGCCAAAGCUCGAAAUUGUACAACAGGGGGUGAGGUUGGAUAUCACAUUGGUCAUUCCAAGGUUAUCUCUUCAAGCUCUAAGAUCAUCUUUAAAACUGCUGGAGUUUUGUUGGAGGAAAUGCGAGAAAAAGGCAUGAAUGCUUUGAAGUAUAAGGUUAUUAUUCUUGAUGAAGUUCAUGAACGUUCUGUUGAAUCGGAUCUUGUUCUCGUAUGUGUAAAACAGUUUCUGAUAAAGAAUAGCGCGUUAAGGGUUGUAUUGAUGUCUGCUACUGCUGAUAUUUCAAGAUACAAGGAUUACUUUAAAGAUCUUGGGAGAGGUGAAAGGGUUGAAGUUUUAGGUAUCCCGAGUUCCAGCCAGCAUACCCUGUAUCAACGUAGAGUUUCAUAUCUUGAGCAGGUGGUUGAACUUUUGGAAAUGGAUUCAGAAACACCUCUGUCAUUAAAAUACUGUUCAGGAUCAAGCCCAUCAUGUGAAGCAACCAUGAACGAAGAGCAAUGGCUUUCUUUGAGUCGUUUCAGCAGUGCUUUCAAAAUCCACAUCUUACAUAGCAGCAUUGACACAGAGCAAGCUCUUAAUGCAAUGAGAAUCUGGAAAUCUCAUCGCAAGGUUAUAUUAGCAACAAACAUUGCAGAAUCUUCUGUAACAAUUCCAAAAGUUGCAUAUGUCAUUGAUUCUUGUAGAUCAUUGCAAGUCUACUGGGAUGCAAAUAGAAAAACCGAAUCCUCAGAGAUCGUUUGGGUAUCUGAAUCUCAGGCUGAGCAGCGUAGGGGAAGAACAGGGCGGACUUGUGAUGGUGAAGUUUAUCGACUUGUGACAGAACCAUUUUUUGGGCAGCUAGAGAAAUAUGAGACUCCAGCUAUAUUGAAGUUAUCAUUGAGACAACAAGUGCUUCUUACAGCUUGUGCUGAAUCAAGAACCAUAAAUGAUCCAAAAGUGUUGUUGCAAAAAGUUAUGGAUCCACCAAAACCGGGAGUUGUUGAAGAUGCAUUAGAUUUGCUUGUUCACAUUCGUGCUUUAGAGACAACAUCUCCCAGAGGGCGAUAUGAGCCAACUUUCUAUGGGAGAUUGCUUUCCAGUUUUUCAUUAUCUUUUGAUGCUUCCAUGCUUAUACUCAUAUUUGGAGAAGCUGGAAUGUUACAUGAAGGGAUUAUAAUGGGUAUCCUUAUGGAUACUCAGCCUUUACCAAUCAUUCGCCCCUUUGGACAAGAAGCAUUGUUUUCUAAGUUCACUGAUGAUUACUAUAAUCAAAAUGGUAAAAUCACUGGUUUGAUGGGUAGGAAGGAAGUCAUAUACAUGGCAAACUUUUGUGCUUUCCACUUCUGGCAACGUACUUUUAAGGAUAACUUUCGACUUGAGCGUUUGAAAAACAUAUUAAAGUUUAAAGAGACAACAGACAUCCAAAUUCCUCCCUUGAAGAUAGAAGAAGAAUGGUGUUUAUUCCACAAUCUUGUCCAGUCAUCACUUCAGCAUGUUGCAAAUAUAUAUGAGAGUGUUCUUAAUUCUAUACAUAGAUUUCGUCCCAAGUUUCUAGCAACUUCCAGUGGUCUACCACCUUACACACCCUAUGAACAUAAGCAUACAUGUCUUCUCACAGCUGAAUACAAUGAAGAUUCCGAUACAUUUCCCAUAGAAGAUGACAUCAGCACUACUAUUCAUGAACCUAAAAAAUGCAUAGCUCUACCUUUUGUGGAUGCACAUGGAUUCAACAAGAAAGGUGUCUCUUUCACAUUGGCUAACUCAAUCAAACAGAUAAGGUCCCGAUAUCUGGAGGACAUAUCUGACAACCAAGAGAUUUCCAAUUCUUACAGUGGUUCAGAAGUUUCUCAAUGUAGAUUUUUUCUCAAUGGGACAUGUAACAAAGGAAGCCUUUGUUUAUAUGCCCAUUCAUUAGAAGCUAAAAAACCAGUUUGUAAAUUCUUCCUAUCAUUACAGGGAUGUAGAAAUGGAAAUACGUGUUAUUUCUCUCAUACUUCAGAGCAACCACGUUCUUUACAAAAUGAGCAAGGAUUAUGUGUGUCAGAAGAUGUAUCUGCUGAUGCUUCUAUGCUUUUGAGUUUAUUUCCAACUCCAGAUGAAGGAUGUGUUCUUUUAUUUGAUGAUUUUGAUAUUCAAUUCUCUGCAAAUUUUGCUCAGUUUUACAACGCGUCAUCUAUAUUAUGCACAACUUCUGCAGUUGAAACUUCAGUUGAUCCAUAUCUGAAAGAUAUAAGAAUACAUUGGGGACUCUCUCAUCCACAUGAAACCAUUAUUCCUAAAUCUUCCAAAAACAUGAUCCCAUGGAAACAAGUCAAAUGCAUGGUUUGGAUUCCUAAAUUUGGUAAUGAUGUAGAGAAUAUGGAAGAACAGAAAAGUCUUGUGAAAACUUUCUUUGAUCAUCUUUCCAUUCGUAUGUUGGGUGAUGCUUUGCAUCAUGUCCAUGUCAUCCUUGUUAUGAACAACCUUCGAUUCACUCAACUACAGGUUGAACAUGUUGGAAGGGAGAGUUUCUUUUACCUUAGAGAAUCGUUUGGGUUUGAUGAAUACAGCUUUGGAAAGCUGUGUGAUGGUGUGACUACUAAAAAGCCAAUGUUGACAUCCAAGGCAGUUGUGUAUGCAUUCGAUUUGUGUCCUCCUAAUGAUAUUCAGUUUGGUGAUUUUGCAUCACUUCUUCACAAGCAGCUACAUAACUUAAGUUAGGAAAUGGUAUAUUGCUAAUGCUUGGUUUUUAGAAAUAGUAAUUAUAAUGGGAUGUGUGUUUAUGGUUGUUUACUUUGCACUAGUUUUUUUUUUUUUUUUCCACUGGG